AUGUAACGUGAAAGACCAGGAUACAUAGCAAUCAGUCAACGAUAGAAAAAGGGACUCCCAGGUACUUCAUGCCAGAACCGCCCAUUGGAAGGCUGAGGCUGGGGCGGUUCCCUUUCCACUUGACGCCGCCUGAAGCCAUUACUGCCCCUGGUUUUCCGCAAUGCUGAUGAAUUAGAAUCCAAGGAACUUCCAAUCAGAAAUAUAAUAACAACAUAGAGUUGAAUUCCAACCUCUUUGCCCCGUGCCUAUAUAUACUGCACCAAGUUGCGCAUCUUAGCCAUCCCGAACGAGAGAAAGCAGAGAUGGAAAUUCCUGUCAUUGACUUCAAGAAGAUUGAGGGGGAGAGCAGGAAGGAAACCUUGUCCCUUCUGCACCAAGCUUGUGAGAAAUGGGGCUUCUUUAUGAUUGAGAACCAUAGCAUUGAUGUAGAGUUGAUGGUGAAAGUGAAGGCAUUGGUGAACCAACACUAUGAACAGAACAUGAAGGGCAGGUUUUAUAACUCGGAUGUGGUAAAGAGCUUGGUGGAUAAAGAAAUUACGAGAAAUGUUGACUGGGAAAGUGCCUUCUUCAUCUGGCAUCGACCAGUGUCCAACAUCAACCAGUUUGCAAAUCUCCCGAUGGACUUUCAGAAAACAAUGGACGAGUACAUUGAUCAACUGAUCAAGCUAGCUGAAACCUUCUCAGAACUCAUGUCUGAGAAUCUUGGUUUAGAGAAAAGCUUCAUAAAGCAAGCAUUUUCAGGGAGCAAAGGUCCCUCCGUGGGAACUAAGGUUGCAAAAUACCCUCGUUGUCCGCGUCCGGAGCAGGUGAGAGGGCUUCGAGAACACACGGAUGCUGGUGGCAUCAUUCUCCUACUCCAAGAUGAUGAAGUCCCUGGUCUAGAGUUCUUCAAAGAUGGAGAGUGGGUGGAGAUCCCGCCAUCAAAGAACAACAGAAUCUUUGUUAACACGGGUGACCAACUGGAAGUGCUGAGUAAUGGCAUAUACAAGAGUGCUUUGCAUCGUGUAAUGACUGACAAGAAUGGAAGCAGACUCUCCAUUGCUACCUUCUACAACCCUGCUGGUGAUGCCAUAAUUUCGCCAGCAUCCAAGCUCUUGUAUCCCGGAGGUUUCUCCUUUCAAGAAUAUCUGAAAAUUUAUGCUGAAACUAAGUUUGCUGACAAGGCUCCCAGACUCGAGUCCAUGAAGAAACUGACAAAUGGUCCACGAGAUCUUCUCAUGUAACAGAACGAAUCAUACAUAACUCUUGUUUUAUUUCCUUGCAAUAUUCUGCCUGUGUUUUCGUAUUCAGAGUUGCCACCAGCCGUUUGGGGUAAAAGUUCAAGAGAAGCCAAUGUGUAUCGCUUCCGGUACUUUGCUCAAAGAUGGUGACUGACUGUCUCAGCUUUUCCAAAAGUCCUGUUUUAUUUCCUUGCAAUCUGAUUGUGCUUCCAGUACUUUGCCCAAAGGUGGUGACUGUUUCAGCUUUUCCAAUAAAUGAAGAUUUAUUAUA
Coffea eugenioides is the source of this 1491-nucleotide messenger RNA. Its product is annotated as 1-aminocyclopropane-1-carboxylate oxidase 1. The record is from RefSeq and is a predicted model, not a curated record. Bases 303 to 1223 code for a protein of 306 amino acids. The transcript is spliced from 4 exons. Lineage: Eukaryota; Viridiplantae; Streptophyta; Magnoliopsida; Gentianales; Rubiaceae.